AUGGCCGCGCUAAUAUCACCUUUGCAGUUCCUUCGUGAAUACAAAUUGGUGGUAGUAGGAGGUGGAGGGGUAGGAAAGUCAUGCUUGACCAUUCAACUCAUACAAAGCCACUUCGUGGAUGAAUACGAUCCUACAAUUGAAGAUUCAUACCGCAAGCAAUGUAUGAUUGACGAUGAGACCGCCCUUCUCGAUGUCCUGGACACCGCCGGCCAAGAAGAAUAUUCCGCAAUGCGAGAACAAUACAUGAGAACGGGCGAGGGCUUCUUGCUCGUCUACUCCAUAACCUCCCGACAGUCCUAUGAAGAAAUCAUCACCUUUCAACAACAAAUCUUACGGGUCAAGGAUAAAGAUUACUUCCCAAUGAUCUUAGUGGGCAACAAGUGCGAUCUAGAGUCAGAAAGAGUUGUGUCCAGGGAAGAGGGAGAAGCACUCGCUGUACAAUUUGGGUGCAAGUUCAUUGAAACGUCGGCCAAGUCCAGUAUACAUGUUGAUGAUGCAUUUUACGGUCUGGUGCGAGAAAUUCGACGGUUUAAUCGCGAGAUGGCGGGAUAUUCGGCAGGCGGACCUCAACUGGGCUCACAUGGGCCAGGACAGAAACUGGAGAUGGAUCAUCAAGCACAGAGUGCGGGGUGCUGCAGCAGGUGUGUGGUCAUGUAA
Molecule: messenger RNA, 657 nt
Organism: Capronia epimyces CBS 606.96
Lineage: Eukaryota; Fungi; Ascomycota; Eurotiomycetes; Chaetothyriales; Herpotrichiellaceae
Product: Ras-like protein
Exons: 2
Coding region: 1-657 (218 amino acids)
Biological process (GO): signal transduction
Cellular component (GO): plasma membrane
Molecular function (GO): GTP binding; GDP binding; GTPase activity
Source: RefSeq, a predicted model, not a curated record